This is a messenger RNA of Gordionus sp. m RMFG-2023, 1757 nucleotides long. RefSeq lists its product as uncharacterized. The transcript is spliced from 11 exons. The record is from RefSeq and is a predicted model, not a curated record. Bases 1 to 1530 code for a protein of 509 amino acids. Gene Ontology annotation, biological process: protein modification by small protein removal. Gene Ontology annotation, molecular function: peptidase activity. NCBI's taxonomy places the organism in Eukaryota, Metazoa, Nematomorpha, Gordioida, Chordodea, Parachordodidae.
AUGGGAUUUGAAGUGAAACUUUAUGUUUAUGAAUUAACCAAAGGUGUUGCUCAGUCGAUGUCUAGCCUUUUACUAGGGACUGCAAUUGAUGGAGUAUGGCAUACUUCAAUAGUUGUAUAUGGCCAUGAGUAUUUUUAUGGUAAAGGUGGCAUACAAAUAUGUAAUCCGGGACUUUCAUCUAUCGGACCACCCGACGAAAUCAUUAACCUAGGUAUAACUGAAGUUGACAAACAUUUAUUUCGCGAAUACUUGGCCGCUUUGAAGACACAAAAUUAUAAAGGAGACGAAUACGAUUUAUUCCACCACAAUUGUAAUACUUUUACCGAUGAAGUCUCGCGUUUUCUAACAGGACGAUCUAUCCCCUCACGCAUUACCGAAGUACCCAAUCAAGUUUUGUCCAGUCCGUUCGGUCCUAUCCUACAAUCUUACCUCGAAAAUAUAGACAUCGAGUGUUCACCGUCUCCGCCACCUCAUUCAUCCCAACAUUUUGGUUAUUGCGUCAUGAGCCAAACAAAUAAUAAUACCGAAAACGGUCCCACCGCGAACGCCAAUUCGCUCAAGGAGAAACCCCGCAAGACUUUAGAGGACCCUCCUUCCAUAGAAAGUUUCCAAGACGAAAAUAAGCCGGAUUUAUUUGUUGGAAUAGAGGCUGCAGUAUUGUACGAAAAAUUGAAGGAAAAACUCAAGGAUAAAAUUAGCGCGGCCGAGUUUCAGCUUCUGAACGAAUGCAACACUUACGUAAUCACGGAAGACCCCCUGUGGUGCGUUAACGAUAACCACGCGCAGUUUUUGUGCAAGAUUUUGCACGAUACGACGGGUACCUUCGAUAAGCAAGACAAACUUCUUACCCUUCAAAUGUUGCAAUUGUUAGUUCUGUCCUUCGAUUUCAUAUUGGUUAUCAAACACGAAUGUACCCACGGGCUCAUGUCUUACAUUCAACAAUUCGAUAAGUUAUCCAAGGAAGAGAAAAUCUCAAUUUUGAUGCUGCUCAGCAACUGUUGCUACACGAAAACGGGUUUUUACUACCUGACCUCCAUGAUCGAAUGGCCCGAAAGUAAAGCCGUAAAUUACAAUAACGGUACUAUCGUUUCUAAAAUCGUUUCGGAAUGCCUGAUUUCCAAACAAAAUUUUGGCGGAGCCGAUGCCAGCACGAAUACCGGAGGAGACACGCUGGUCUUCGAUUUAGCUUGUAAUCUCAUAUGGCACCUGGCCUAUCAUAAGGUUCCGGAGGAAAUGGCCAUGGAAAUUUCUAUAGCGUUAUUGCAAGCAAUCAAAACCGAAAAGAAUGAAAAAUCAUUGUUUGCCUGUUUGGUCGCUCUGAAUAACUUUAUGGAUAUCACACCCGAGGUUCAAAGCCUCUGUAAAGUCAUGGAUAUGACCAUGGACGAAUACAAAGGGGUAUCGACUCGAGUAGAUAAGCUGUGCGACGAAAUAAAAAUCAAAUUAGAUACGCCCGCUCCUCAACCACAUGCACCCAGUAGCAGGCAUAGGGAAGAAAACGUGGGUAACCACACCAAAUACGAUUCUUAACAACGUUGUUUAAAGAUAUUUUUAAUUUUUUUUCCCUUUCCUUCUUUUAGAUUAUUAGUAAUUAAUAAAUAAUAAAUGUUAUGCAAUGGUAAUAAAUAUGUAAAAAUUGUCACGAACUUAAGAAAACUUUAAAAUUUAUGUUUUUUAUUAUAUAAAGUUAAAUUCAACUUAUUUACUUAUAAUUCUUCACCACAAAACAUAUUUAUUUAAAUUAUUUAUUUUAUUUU